This is a messenger RNA of Cylas formicarius (sweet potato weevil), 2905 nucleotides long. Its product is annotated as ATP-binding cassette subfamily G member 4-like. Gene Ontology annotation, molecular function: ATP hydrolysis activity; ATP binding; ABC-type transporter activity. The transcript has 12 exons. The record is from RefSeq and is a predicted model, not a curated record. Lineage: Eukaryota; Metazoa; Arthropoda; Insecta; Coleoptera; Brentidae. Gene Ontology annotation, cellular component: plasma membrane. The coding region runs from base 285 to 1985 and encodes 566 amino acids.
UCAACCGCAUCGCAAUUUUAGAUUUUACAUUCGGUUUUACAACACGUUUGGUUCCAAGAAAUGUUUGCCGUUUAAGUCGGGGAAUAGAUAAUUUUUGUAAUCAGAAGUAAAAUAAUCAACACUAGCUAAUGUAAUUCAAUGAACACAUUUGCCGAGGUGUACAAUGAAAAGCGAGUGGCAUUGAGAAUCCAUGGACUCGCGCGGAGCUUGAUGGUUACCCAGGAUGGAGAAAUCUACUUAAGUCCAUCAAUGGAAAAUUCUGUUCGGGAGAAUUGACGGCCAUAAUGGGUCCCUCUGGAGCGGGGAAAAGCACAUUACUGAAUAUCUUAGCAGGAUACGUAACCGCCGGUGUAAAGGGAAUGAUUAAAAUCAACAAUCGACCUAGGGAUAUGAAAAUUUUUAACAAACUUUCCUCGUACAUAAUGCAAGAAGAUAUAAUUCAGCCACGUCUAAGCGUCCGAGAGGCUAUGAUGUUUGCCGCUAGACUAAAGCUGGGGUCCGAAAUCGGUGAUACUGAAAGGCAAUACGUGGUAGACGAAGUAAUCAAACUAUUAGGAUUAGAGAAAUGCUACGAUACAAAGAGCGAGUAUUUAUCUGGGGGACAAAGAAAACGUUUAGUCGUUGCCUUAGAGUUGGUUAAUAAUCCACCGGUUAUCUUUUUAGAUGAACCAACAACAGGGCUUGACAACGUAGCAAUUAAACAAUGCAUGGAGCUUUUGCAAAAAAUUACAAGAUUGGGACGGACUGUCAUUUGCACGGUGCAUCAACCUCCUGCUUCGCUGUUUCAAAACUUCGAUCAGGUUUAUGUGAUCGCAAAUGGUUAUUGUGUCUACAACGGAUCUCCAACGCAGCUAGUCCCAUUGCUGGCAAAUGCUGGGUGCCCUUGUCCCUCUACUUACACACCUGCAGAUUAUAUUAUAGAAAUAGUUCAGUCGACUCCAGAUACUGUCAGUGUUUUGAGCAAUCAAAUUCAAAACGGAAAAAUCAACAUGCAGGAGAAGAAAGAAAACAAAUUUUCCACAGCGGGCAUGGAAAUUUUCGAAGUUUAUCAAGAUACUGCGCGCACUGCAAUAACCAACGGCAGAGACUUGAUGUUCCCUCUCCCGUUCAGCGGACAACUUCACAUCCUCUUGGUGCGAAUGUUCCUUCAGAUGCGAAGAAAUCAUAGCGCCCUCUACAUCCAGUUUUUUCACCAUUUUUUAUCGGGUUUGCUGGUCGGCGGAAUUUACUUCGGAUUGGGCAAUGACGCUAGCCAAGUCAUCGCCAUGUUCAAAUAUGUGCUGAGUAUUAACGUGUUCUUUAUGUAUACGUAUGUGAUGGUACCCGUAUUACUAUUUCCUUUAGAAGUGAAAUUAAUGAAGCGCGAAUAUUUCAACCGCUGGUACAGUCUGAAGGCUUACUACAUAGCGCUAACCAUUGCAACUUUGCCGCUAUUGAUCGUAUUUGGAUUUAUGUUUUUAAGUAUAGUGUACCUUCUCUCGAAUCAGCCAAUAGAACUAAAUAGAUUUUUGUGGUUUGGUGCGAUCGGAUUGGCAGUGGGACUUUGCUCGCAGGGUCUGGGUUAUGUUAUCGGAUCCUUGUUUAGCAUUACCAACGGAUCGGUAGUAGGACCGUCGACUCUGGCACCGUUAUUGGCACUGGCGUGUUACGGGAUGGGUUACAGAUCAGCAAUUGAACCAUUCAUGAAGGUUUUGAUGGGAUUUAGUUACUUGAGAUAUGGAGUAGUAGGACUCACCAGCAACCUAUUUACCGACAGACAUUCCAUGGACUGCGACGAGAUAUACUGUCAUUACAGAAAUCCCGAGCUGAUGCUCAAGGACAUGGGGAUGGAAGGCGAAGAUUAUAAGUACCAAUUGCUUUACAUUUUAGCUUUUAUGGUGUUCUUUAGGAUAACUGCUUAUUUGACAUUAAAGUAUAGAAUGACCGCAGAACUUUCGAAUAAAAUAGUAUAUUACGCUACAAAAAUUGUUAAACAGAAUCAGUAAUAUUAGCGGCAAUUAGCUGACGGGUAAAUACGUAAAUAAAAUCAAACUAACCAAAAGCCACCAUAGUUCGUCGGUGUGGCACGUACAUUAGUGGUGGUGUAAAUGAUUACUUUCUUGAAAUCAUUACAGAUACCUUUCGGUACUGAAUACAAAUACCGAUCAUAAGUACUGGUUCCAAACUAGAUAGUAAUAACAAUAUCCACAUACAAUUGUAUGAAUACUUUGUUUUAGAAGAAGAAUAUACUUAGAAUGUGAGUUAUUUAUAUUGCACAGUUUUUUAGAAUGUACUAAUCCUUAACUUAAUAUUCUAUUUAUUCGCUUGGUACACUCUGCAGAAUUUAGCUUAGGAACAUAUUUAGAUCCUGAGAACUCAAACAAAAUAGAAGAUCUUCAAAAAAAAAAAUUGUGGCGUUGAAUCAAUUAGUAAUUUUAUCUCUUGUAUAUUCAGAUAUUUUGCAAAAGUUAAAAUAAUUCAUUGUUGCAAUUUAUUUACUUUUUAAAAUGUUAAUCAAACUUCAUUUAGGAAAACGUUGAUAAUUGUUCAAUAAAAAAAGAAACCUGCCCAUAAAAUUUGUCCAGACAACAAAAAGUUGCCCAAUAAAAUUUUAAUUAGUUUCAUUUAUGUUCAUUGAAAAUGAACAUUUUUAAAUUCUGUUUUAGAUUUUGGAAGAAAUGCAAUGAAAAUGGUUUAAAUUCCUUCAUAUCCCCUCAAGUUUCCAGAUUUCAACUGAUUAUCUCAUAUUGUAUGACCAAGUUUAACACAGCCAGUAUUUUACAAUAUGAACAUCGUUCUCAUCACCAAAAAUUACAUAAAUUACGACAUGCACCUACUCAGACAAUAGGUUUAUUGAAUAACUAGGUAUCACAGGUAAUAUUUGACAAUGAUGGUCAUGAUCUGUUUAACUUGCAAGGUAUAACUU